This is a messenger RNA of Drechmeria coniospora, 1881 nucleotides long. Its product is annotated as glycoside hydrolase family 2. The transcript has 7 exons. The coding region runs from base 1 to 1881 and encodes 626 amino acids. Gene Ontology annotation, molecular function: hydrolase activity, hydrolyzing O-glycosyl compounds. The record is from RefSeq and is a predicted model, not a curated record. NCBI's taxonomy places the organism in Eukaryota, Fungi, Ascomycota, Sordariomycetes, Hypocreales, Ophiocordycipitaceae. Gene Ontology annotation, biological process: carbohydrate metabolic process.
AUGCACUUCACUCUCUCCUCUCUCCUUUGGCCAAUCUUGGUCCUGUCUAAUAUUCUUGCCACGGCAUCUCCCGCAUCCGAGGCCAUGAGCGCUCCUUUGCCGUACAAGGUCCAAAAACCUCCUCUGGAUACCGACUGGACCUUCAAGGUGGGAACGAACGCUUGGCCCGAAUAUCCGCGCCCACUGCUUCGUCGAGAUGAUUGGAAGAGCCUCAAUGGGAUCUGGACAUACGAAGGGGCUACUGCCACCACGUCCGCCUCGGAUGCGUUCAGAAGCGGACUUCUUGGUCGCGAGGUUCUCAUCCCGUCCUGUAUCGAGAGUGCCUUGUCUGGCAUACAAGAACUUGACGUGACGAACAUGCGGUUUGCGAGGAACUUUGCCGUCCCGGCUUCGUGGGCAGGAAAGACUAUACUCCUCAACUUCGAAGCCGUCGACUACGAAACGAUCGUGUUCGUGAAUGGUGUCAAGGUUGGUCACCACAUCGGAGGUUACUUCCGCUUCAGCGUCGACGUUUCAAAACACGUGUCUCCUCGUCAAGACAACCACCUAUUGGUGCUUGUCUACGACCCCACAGACUUAGAGGUGAUUCCGUCUGUUUGGAUGGAGGCUGUCUCCUCAAACUACAUCACCCAGCUCGACGUCUCCGCGGCAGCAGACGGCUCAGUCGCUUUGACAGCUCAUAGUUCAGGAAAGAAUGGAGCAAAAGUCAAGUAUUCGAUCAUCGACAAGGAUGGUCUUGAAGUUCUUAGUCAGUCCGGGUAUUCUGAUACCGAGCUCAAGACCAUGGUCGACUCGCCCAAGUUGUGGUCACCAUCGUCACCAACAUUGUACAACAUAACCGCGAGCAUGGACGAUGAUCAUGUGCACAGCUAUGCUGGUUUCCGAACAAUCUCGGCUGGUCUUGUUCAUGGUAUUCAGCGGCCGCUGCUCAACGGCAAAUUUCACCUCAUGAUCGGCACCCUUGAUCAGGGCUUCUGGCCCGAUGGAGUGUAUACACCACCAAGUCGAGAGGCCAUGGUAUAUGACUUGGCGAUUCUCAAAAGCCUGGGUUUCAACAUGGUUCGGAAGCAUAUCAAAGUCGAGCCCGAUCUAUUCUACCAAGCGUGCGAUGAGAUUGGAUUGAUGGUGUUUCAAGACAUGCCAAGUCUCCCCGACGACGCAAGUCGGCUCCCAAAUCCCACGCAGCAGCAGGAAUUCCAGCGACAGCUGGAGAUGCUCAUCAACGAGCACAAAGGCUAUCCCUCCAUCGUCAUCUACAACGAAGGGUGGGGACAGCUCCGAACGGCGCCAUGGCCUGAAGAACAGCUGGUAGAUGUCGUUCGAAAACUUGACCCAACUAGGCUGGUUGACGCUGUCACAGGCUGGCAUGACCAUGGCUUUGGCGAUUACUCGGUGAGUGUUCCUGGCCACGAUGGCUGGUUGCAGGAUAUUGUAUGGAUAGAGACCUUAUCACCUCCCGUCAAGGACAACCACCAUUACGCAAACCCUCAAUGCGGUGCACCGUUUUACUCGCUCGCCUCCUCCCCGUAUGAUUCCAAUCGAAUCGGCUUCCAAGGGGAGUUUGGGGGGGUUGGUCAUAACGUCUCUGCCAAGCAUCUCUGGAAGGUCCAACAAGCCGUGGAUACGAUUAACCAAACGUAUGAGCUCAACGCGGACCUGGAAGCGUACAACUACCGGGCAAGCGUAAUUUUCAGAGAGCUUCGCGAGCAGAUUGAAAAGUACGCAUGUAGCGGUGGCGUGUGGACGCAAACGACCGACGUUGAGGGCGAGGUCAAUGGCCUCCUGACCUACGACCGUCGUCUUUUACGGCCGAACACUGAGCAGUGGCGACGGGACAUUCAGAAAUUGUAUGAUGCUGCUCGCCAAAGAGGUGGUGUUUAG